AUGAGUCAAUUGCAAUCGGGUAACGGCACAACAACAAAUAACAACAAUGGUACCGGCAAUGGCAAUACAAGCAUUACAGCCGACGGUUUUUCCAUUGGUGUCGCCGAAGACAGAAAUAAACGUUGUCGUCGAACAAUGGAAGACGCACAUUCUUACAUUACAGACUAUAUUGGCGUGCCACGACAAGGCUUCUUCGCCAUCUUUGACGGUCAUGCCGGUAAAGCAACUGCUGAUUGGUGUGGCGCGAACUUUCACAAGACACUUGCUGAAUGUUUAAGCGUGCAUGAAGGAAAACCCAUUCCAGAAAUUUUAAAUUUGGCAUUCCUCGAAGUUGACCGACAAGUCAACUUGAAUGAAGGCAAAUCUUCGGGCUGUACUGCAGUGGUUGCAUUUGUGCAAGCAAAAGGCGAUAAGGUAUGUCUGUAUAUAGGUUGCACUAUUAAGAGAUGGGGGCAAAGGGUGAAAGUGGGCUUGUCGAUUGGGAGUUGGAAUGAGGGCAGAAGAGGCGGCUUUACUGAGAGACAAACCUUGUACACCGGUAACGUCGGCGAUGCACGCGCAGUACUUUGUCGCAAAGGAAAGGCUGUUCGAUUGUCGUAUGACCACAAGGGAUCAGAUCACCAGGAGGCAAAACGUAUCACGGACCUUGGCGGCUUUAUGAUGAACAACAGAGUAAACGGUGUUCUGGCAGUAACUCGGUCGCUCGGCGAUUGUGUCAUGAAAGAAUUCGUAGUGGGCAACCCAUAUACAACCGAGACAGAGUUGGGCCAAGGCGAUGAUUUCUUGAUCCUUGCUUGUGAUGGGCUAUGGGAUGUAUGCGAAGAUCAAGACGCGGUGGAUUUGGUCAAGGAUAUCCAAGACCCUCAAGCAGCGAGUCGGAAGCUGCUGGAUCAUGCCCUUGCCAACUUUAGUACCGACAACCUAAGCAUACUCGUCAUCCGCUUUUAA
Messenger RNA from Zychaea mexicana, 948 nucleotides. RefSeq names its product phosphatase 2C-like domain-containing protein. Bases 1 to 948 code for a protein of 315 amino acids. The record is from RefSeq and is a predicted model, not a curated record. The transcript is spliced from 5 exons. Gene Ontology annotation, biological process: protein dephosphorylation. Lineage: Eukaryota; Fungi; Mucoromycota; Mucoromycetes; Mucorales; Lichtheimiaceae. Gene Ontology annotation, molecular function: cation binding; protein serine/threonine phosphatase activity.